ACCAGCGAAGGCUUCGGUCCGGCCCGCAGGGGAGGCGGCUUUUCUAGACAGGCAGCGCCUUGGCCACCUGGCAGGGCUGGGUCGCCUAGCAACGGCGGGGUCCUUCCUGGCUCUGGGGCGCUCCGGGUCUGAGGGGAGAAAACCGCCGCGGAGGGCGCUGGGGGCCGGCGGCCACGGGGCGGGAGGCGGCCACGGGGCGGCGACGCGGCCUUGGCGAGUCCGGGGAUCCGGCCUCUGCGUCUGAGGGGAGAUGGACAAGGCCCGGGUGAGGCCCGCGGCGGACGGGCCUGCGCCGCCCGAGGAGGAGGAGAGCGAGGGGGGCGGCGAGGCGGGCGGGAAGGAGCCGGCGGUGGACGCGGCCCCCGGGCCCAGCGCGGCGUUCCGCCUCCUGGUGACUCGGCGCGAGCCGGCCGUGAAGCUGCAGUAUGCAGUGAGCGGCCUGGAGCCGCUGGCCUGGUCCGAGGACCACCGCGUGUCCGUGUCCACUGCCCGCAGCGUCGCUGUGCUGGAGCUCAUCUGCGACGUGCACAACCCGGGCCAGGACCUGGUCAUCCACCGCACCUCGGUGCCGGCGCCCCUCAACAGCUGUCUCCUCAAAGUUGGCUCAAAAACAGAAGUUGCUGAGUGUAAGGAGAAAUUUGCCACCUCUAAAGACCCCACAGUCAGUCAGACUUUCAUGUUGGAUAGGGUUUUCAACCCUGAGGGCAAGGCUUUGCCUCCACUGAGAGGAUUCAAGUACACUAGCUGGUCCCCCAUGGGUUGUGAUGCUAACGGCCGGUGCCUCCUGGCAGCGCUGACCAUGGACAAUCGCCUGACCAUUCAGGCUAACCUCAACAGACUGCAGUGGGUCCAGCUGGUCGAUCUAACUGAGAUUUACGGAGAACGUCUUUAUGAGACCAGUUACAGGCUCUCUAAAAAUGAGGCCCCGGAAGGAAAUCUUGGGGAUUUUGCUGAGUUUCAGAGAAGACACAGCAUGCAGACACCAGUGAGGAUGGAGUGGUCGGGCAUCUGUACUACACAGCAAGUCAAGCAUAACAACGAGUGCCGGGACGUGGGCAGCGUGCUUUUGGCAGUCCUGUUUGAAAACGGUAACAUUGCUGUGUGGCAGUUUCAGCUACCGUUUGUAGGAAAGGAAUCCAUCUCUUCGUGCAACACAAUUGAGUCAGGAAUCAACUCUCCUAGUGUUUUAUUUUGGUGGGAAUAUGAGCACAACAAUCGGAAAAUGAGUGGCCUUAUUGUGGGGAGUGCUUUUGGACCUGUAAAAAUUCUUCCUGUCAAUCUCAAAGCAGUUAAAGGCUAUUUCACUUUAAGGCAGCCUGUUGUCUUAUGGAAAGAAAUGGACCAGUUGCCAGUGCACAGCAUCAAAUGUGUACCACUUUAUCACCCUUACCAGAAGUGUAGUUGUAGCUUAGUGGUGGCUGCAAGAGGAUCCUAUGUGUUUUGGUGUCUUCUUCUGAUCUCCAAAGCAGGUCUGAAUGUUCACAAUUCCCACGUCACAGGCCUUCACUCACUGCCAAUUGUCUCCAUGACUGCAGACAAGCAGAAUGGAACCGUCUAUACUUGUUCCAGUGAUGGGAAAGUGAGGCAGCUGAUUCCCAUUUUCACUGAUGUUGCAUUAAAGUUUGAACACCAGUUGAUUAAACUCUCAGAUGUGUUUGGCUCGGUGAGGACACACGGGAUAGCAGUGAGCCCCUGUGGUGCAUAUCUGGCCGUCAUUACGACUGAGGGCAUGGUCAACGGCCUCCAUCCUGUGAACAAAAACUACCAGGUCCAGUUUGUUACUCUCAAAACCUUUGAAGAGGCAGCUGCUCAGCUCCUGGAGUCUUCCGUUCAAAAUCUCUUUAAGCAGGUAGAUUUAAUAGACCUAGUACGCUGGAAGAUUUUAAAAGAUAAACAUAUCCCUCAGUUUUUACAAGAAGCUUUGGAAAAAAAGAUUGAAAGCAGUGGGGCCACUUAUUUUUGGCGUUUCAAACUUUUCCUCCUGAGGAUUUUAUAUCAGUCAAUGCAGAAAACCCCUUCAGAAGCCUUAUGUAAACCCACCCAUGAGGACUCAAAAAUCUUACUAGUUGACUCACCUGGGAUGGGCAAUACUGAGGAUGAACAGCAGGAAGAAGGCACUUCUUCCAAACAGGUGACUAAGCAAGGCCUUCAGGAGAGGAGCAAGGAAGGUGAUCCAGAGGACCCCACAGAUGACUCACUUACCCAGUCUGGAGAUGUUGGAGGCCGUGAGCCAAUGGAAGAGAAACUCCUUGAAAUCCAAGGGAAAAUUGAAGCCGUGGAAAUGCACUUGACCAGGGAGCACAUGAAGCGAGUCUUAGGAGAAGUGUACCUGCACACCUGGAUCACAGAAAACACUAGCAUCCCCACCAGGGGACUCUGUAACUUUUUAAUGUCUGAUGAAGAGUAUGAUGACAGAACAGCACGGGUGCUGAUUGGACACAUCUCAAAGAAGAUGAACAAACAGACUUUCCCUGAGCACUGUAGUUUGUGUAAAGAGAUCUUGCCAUUCACAGAUCGCAAACAGGCAGUCUGUUCCAAUGGCCACAUUUGGCUCCGGUGCUUUCUAACCUACCAGUCCUGCCAGAGUUUGAUAUACAGAAGGUGUUUGCUCCACGACAGCAUUGCCUGCCAUCCAGCUCCAGAAGAUCCGGACUGGAUUAAGAGGUUACUGCAAAGCCCCUGCCCUUUCUGCGAUUCUCCUGUCUUCUAAAUGUCAGCAGUGGGAAGAUGGAAGGGGCAUGUACUCUGCUAUAGAAAGUGCCCUCUAGCCUGAAGAGCUAGGGUGUGCUGGAGUAAGCCUGGCCUUCCCAAGCGUAGAGGCGCUCUUCAUGAUUGUAAAUAGUGCCCUGGGAACUCAUUUCUGAAGUGCAUUCUCCAUCUCCAGGGGCUAAAGGAUAUCUUUAAAAUGACUGAAUGCAGAGAUUUUAGGUCAUUUUGAGAUGAACGUUAGUCCCCACUCCUUACUCAAUGAGGAACACUUAUUUUUCAGGUGUCUUGACUGAAGCAGUUUGAACAAAAAGAAUGCCCUGUCAUUUUUAGGAACAGAAUGAUCUCUUCCAGGGAGUUUGGAUAAGGGCCUUGCCGGGCUGAGUUAGACUUUAAUCCUAGCCUUGGUCUGGAACUGCCUUGUGGUUCCAGAGAGCUUAAAUUACCUGGUACGUGGAGGUCAGUAUACUAACAGAUAUUAAAAGUGUCUAAAAGAACUCAUAGACCUGAUAUCUUGUCCUCAACAGAUAGCUGCAGAUCUGUGUUCCACUGAUUCUUGUUUUUCAUGCAUAUUGAAAACAUUUUUCUAAAACUUGGUAUUUUGAGAGGGUGAAGCCAAGACUAAAGUUGGUUUUAAUGUGUCAAAAGAGCAUGUGACUCUUAUAUGUUAAUAAUUGUGACUUAUUUUUAAUCUCCUGUGUCAUCAGAUUUCCUGCCCCAACUCCUUAAUAUGUAUACAGAUGUCAAGUAUUCCAGUUCACCUGUGUCACAUCUCUGCUACAGACUUAACUCUGAUAACCUAGACGAGAUAUUUGUACAUAGAAGAAAAAGAAUAUUUUCUCCUUUUAGUAUUAAAUUAAAACUUUUAAUAUUUUUAAUGUUGACAUUUCCAGACAUUUCAUUUCUAUCUGGUAUAAGAGUGUGCACAGAAUCUAUGUAGAGACUUCCAGAAAGAGACGGGCAGCUCAGAAGUGCAGACACUUGCACUCUGGUGCUAUAAGUGAGUGUAGUUCAGUUGACCAGAGCCUGGGAAUGUCUUCUCUCUGCAAAGGUCCUUGAUAUUUAUAAUACAGGUAUUUUUCUGGGGGCUCUUAAGAGGAGAUGUUAGAUGUUAAUUGGUCUUAAAACCUAAAAUAAAAAAUAGACAUUCUGGAAUUACAGUGUUCUUGGAUUUUUAAAAUAAGUAUCCUAGGGAUUGGUGCUAAUCAAUAGGACUACAAUGCACACAUCUUGAAAUGGUGCAUAUUUCUCGAAAGUUGAAUAGGAAAUACAAAAUGUGAAAUUCUAAUUCAUAUUACAUGCUAUUUUGCCUUUAAUAGAAUAUAAUUUUCUUUUAUUUUGUAUCCUUAGUGAAAGACAUUUUAUCCUCACUUGAGAAACACUUGAUAUUUGGAUAACACUGUAACAGAACACACCACACACCACACUUGUGUCCCAUGGUGUGUCGUGUCCGUCCCCCCACCCCCUCCCCCCGGUUCAGAUGUAGUGGAGACAAGCCCUUAAGAGGCACUUUCAGUCUGGUUUGAAAUGUCUUUUGUUUCCUCUUCAAAUUUUUGUUUUGUCUUCUAUGUUUAAUUAUGUAUUUGCUGGAGUCUUCUGAUUAUCUUUCUCAUUUUGGUGGUAAUUUCAAGAAUAGUGUUUAUCCAGGUUUUAGGGUCCAGCAUGUUAAAUUGAUUUUCAAGAAGGAACCAGGCAGCAUUAAAAUCGUGAUCACCACAGCUCAGAGGCUACUGGUAUGGCUGUAGUUGGUUGUGGCUGUAGCUGUUUCACUUGACAAUAAACGUGACAGUAAAAAUUGGGAUCAUGGCAAGGAGUUAUUGCAGUUUUAAUAAUCAUGGCAUGCUUAGUUUCACUUGUUUUCUUGUUCAGUAGUUGUAGUCAGUAGUUGUUCUUAUUGGGGAAUUUUGUGCUGCUGCCAUUUAAAACUUACAUUAAGUUUUUAUUUAAAGCAGCACUGCAUUUUGGGGAACAUUUAACUCUUAGGAGUUAACUAAAAAGGAUCUCCCGAAUCAUUUUGUAUGUCUGUAUAGGAGUAAACAUGGCAGCUAUUUCACAAGAACAUGGCUUUUCUCCAGAGGGGGCUGGGCCCAGUGGCAUUCUUAAGACUGAAAUCCAGCCAACACCUGCCUCAGCCCAACCUUCUGCACCCCCAGAUGAGAGGCCUUCCCACUUUUCCUGUCCCACGCCCCAUCCGUGGAGGCUACUCCAUUGCCCUGUGAGAAUGAGAGGAGAUUUUGAGUUACUGGCAGCAUCACAGUGCACUUUUGAGUUUCACUAAGGUUCAGCCUGCCUGAGGAUAGUGUUGAUUGGUGAAACCUUGGAAAAGUGAGAGUGACACAGGAGUCUUGGGAUUAUUAAAUGCCUCUCCUGGUUUAAACUUAUCAUACCCUCUAUGCCUUCCUAAAAUUUGCCUGAUCUAUUUAGUGGAUUCUAAGUUUAUUCAGCUAUCACUGUAAUAACUGUUUCAGGAAUGAAAGAAAUGGUAGAAGUGAUGCUGCUGCGCUGUGUUCAAGUGCAGGAGCAAAGAUUCUAGACAAUUAGACCUUUUAAGCUACAACCGUGUUGCAUUUUGGGAGUCUGAUAUGCACACCUGUGUCACAUUUUUUCUGCCUAAGGUUAAUUUGUUCCUAUUAUUCCAGAUAAGAAAUUGAUAGCUUGUUAUGCUUGAUAUUCAUUCUGAAAUCCUCAUGUGUCCACCACCCAGACUUCAGGCAAUCUCUACCUGCUAUUAUAUCUGCCAAAACUACCAAUUAUUUUUCAGUGUCAAAAGUUAUUAGAACCACUAGUGAAGCUCAUGGUUGAAUGUGACAUUCUUCUGCUUCUCCCUCUAAGAAGCUUUGGAGAAUGUUAACAUUGAAUCGUGUGGGUUGGACCUAUUAGUUUCACAGGUUAAUUAGGUUAAAAGAAUGUUAAAGGGUAAUAAUUAAAUAUUAAAAUAUAUUCUGUUGUAAUUAUAACAGUAUCAGGUAAGACACAGAAGAAAUUGAUGCUUGUUGGUGCUUGUUGGGAGGAAGGCAGUGCUGGUUUGUGGAGCAGCUGCUGCUCUGGAGUUGGGUGAAUUGCUGCAGUUCCUGGACGCUGGUCCAUUUCCACAGGAGCUGUCCGUCCUUUCUGCUCCUGACCUCUCUCUGGCUUUUCCUUCCCCGAGGGGGCCCGAGGCGGGUGGGGGGGGUCCUCUUGAUUUCCGUUCCUUUAGUUCUCUCAGCUUUAGGACACAUUCAGAGCUAACAGAUUUCAUGUUUGAAAGAAAAAUAUAUUAGUGAUAAAAUUUCUAAAAGCUAAAUCACAUAGUAGGUCUUGCUUCCUAGAAGAAGCUAUUAAACAGUAAUUUUUCUUUGUAAAGGUAAUAGUGUUCGUUGUUAACAACUUGGUAAACUGUAUCUGGUUUUCUUCAGAACUCAAUUUCCCCGGCAGAGUGCUCACCAGCUCUUGGCUGGGCUUUGGGCUGGAGUGUGCUAGAUGUCAGCUCCUUAACACCACCUGCCCCUCUCCCCAUGCCAGUAUGAUUCUUGACAGGCAAAAAUUCUGGUUUAAGCUAAGCGGAAUGGGUUAUAUUCAGAGUCAGCAAGCCUAAAUUUUUUAAGGGAAAGAAUAAUUUUUUAUUCUGCCCUUGUUUCUUUUUAGAGCUUGGGCAGCACAAACAGCAAGUAGCCAGAUGAAUAAGUGAAUCUCUUUACAGUUAGCCCACCGUGGACUGUUCUGAGUCUCUGCAUGGCUUCCGUAAGUCAUCAUAAAUGUAGCUUCGUGCUCUCACCUGCUCCUCUGUGUGUGGGUGGAGGUGAGCAACUCAGUGAGACUGCAGAGCAUCUCAAGAACCCACCCUUUCCCCUCAAGCUUGUCGGAUUCUCAGAAUGCCUCUAAAGAAUCUAACUGAAGUGAAUUGUUGUCAGUUAUUAGUGGAAGUACCAGUUGGCAGCUUCAAGCAGAGUUUUAGACUGUAUCUCAGUCUCAUGUUUAUUAAACUUUGAACUGCUCUUUCUUGAAGCUAAAAGAGGUUUUUGGAGUUAAGAUCUUCACAUCUGCUAACAUGAUAUCUGCUAUUCAAACUGAUUAUAGAGCAUGUGAAAUUUGACUAUCCUUGAAUUAAAUCAAAUUUGCAGAAUAUAGAGUUGCUUCUAAUGAUCUAAUACAGCGUCACUAUGCUGAUGAAACAGCAGGGUUUUUCAGAAGAUUGUAUCAAGACUUGUUAGCUGGGCUGUCUGGGAGAUAGGAUACAGCCUCCCAUCUGCAUAUAUAAUUUGGUGUAAGACAGGGCUGUUUCUGAAACUUGCUGUGGAAAUCCGUAAAUUUAAUAGAGGAAUGACUAUUUAUUAGGAUGUCCUCUAAAAAAGUUAAUCUUUUUGGUAUGUGACUAUUUCUCCCCCAACCUCUUUAUCCAAUUAGUUGAUUCAGCUUUUCUUAUCUUGAAUUUUCUUUGAGUUAUAACUGUGCUCCAGCAGGAAACUUCAUAUCCAGUCUGAGGUCCCAGUCGGUGAGCUUAUUUGGAACAAUAUUGUUUGAAUUACCAACAUGGUGUUCAUUCAUUCCUGCCAGGCUGGGGAGGAGCUGAAAAAAGGGAAAGAUGAUACUCUUGUCCUAAUAUCAUCAAGUAAAGGCAGAGGCCAUCUAGUUGAAAUGUUGUAAAUGGGUUUGGAAGAAUUACAUUUCAAAAGUCUAAAUCUUAUGGUUAUUUUUAAGGUAAAAUUUUGCUUACCUCAUCGUCAUGAAAUCCUGUUACUUUCAUAAAAAGAUCCUGUAAAGUAGUCAUAUUGGACAAUGAAGGAGGUUGUGAUGGCUUUGAGGCAUUUCAUACUUCAUCACUUUUACAUUUGGCUAACAGAUUGGGAGGGUUUUGGGUAUUUUGUUUUGUUUUUGGUACUAAUGCAAAAAUGAAUUAUCUUUUUCAAGACUUUGACUCAGAUUUGUACUUUAACAUAUGAAAGGAAAGUGAAUAUCAAACUUGUUUGUACAGAAAUGAGACUGUAAAGAAAAAUAAGUCUGUGUUGUGUGUAGUGAGAUAUAUUUUAUGUUUACCCAAUGCCUGUGCUAGUCUUUGUGCUUGGCUUUGAAUUAUAUGUAUGUUUACAUAUGACAUUUUUUGAAAUAAAAAGAACAGCCAUCUAAAAAACUUAAGGUUAUAAAAAGGAGAUGGUUUUUUAAUUCUUACCAUCUGAUUAGGUAGUGUGUUUUAGAUUUUUAGUGUUUAAAUUUAAAAACUUUAAGAAUAAUAACACAUUUUGUUGGGAAUCCCCCCCAUCCAAGGGAAGAUUGGCUGCUCCCUUCCAUUGUACAUAUGCGCAUAGUGUCUAUUACUAGAUUGUAAGCUCCUCAUGGCAGGGACUGUCUGUUCAUCUUGGUAGCUCCUGCAGCACCUAAUGGAAAGUGCCUUGCACAGAGUAGGUGCUCAUGACAUGUAGAAUGAGUGAGUAACUUCCUGCCACCUUUAAGAUGAAGCAUGCUUCACUUUUUCCAGUGCAUUCAAAACUGCAAAGAACUAAUGACCAGAAGAGGGCCAAAUUCUUUCUUGGGUUUGAACAGAGUUUCUUGGGUUGAACCAGACCAUGCCAUAUCCUUUAGCACUAUGUAGCCUUCUCUUCCCGAAGAUAACAUACCAGCAUCCUGAGCUUUUAUCUAAUAUUAGGGCAGAGGAUUCUGGGGAAAGUUUGAACUGGGGGAAUAUUAUAGAGAAAAUGAAAUGGAAAUUUUGGAGGGUGUUUUUCUGUCAGUAUACAGCCCUGUGGGGCAAUCUUAUUUUAGUUAUUACUGAAGAAAGGGGUGAUAGAGCCUCUGCUUCUUUACCAGUUAGCUGGUUAUCCAGUUUAUGAAAGACCAUUGGUUUUUAGCUUUUUCGCAUUUUGGAUUCCUCUCAAUUGCUCGUAUGAUUCUAGUCCUUAGAGUCUAAUAAAGUUGCUGUGAAUAUCCAGUGCUGUACAUACUGGCAGUUUUAUAAAUGUGAAAGAACCUCAAAUAUGUUGUGUUUUGUAUGCAGAGCCACUAGUAUUAUCUUGGCCACUUUUUUAUUCAAAAUAAAUAAAUAAUAGAAUUAUUUGUA
This is a messenger RNA of Diceros bicornis minor, 8737 nucleotides long. It is a transcript of the gene GTF3C4, whose product is annotated as general transcription factor IIIC subunit 4. Gene Ontology annotation, biological process: transcription initiation at RNA polymerase III promoter. The record is from RefSeq and is a predicted model, not a curated record. Gene Ontology annotation, molecular function: protein binding; histone acetyltransferase activity. Gene Ontology annotation, cellular component: transcription factor TFIIIC complex. The coding region runs from base 251 to 2710 and encodes 819 amino acids. The transcript has 5 exons. Lineage: Eukaryota; Metazoa; Chordata; Mammalia; Perissodactyla; Rhinocerotidae.